AUGGCUUUUCAUAGACUCUUGGAUCAAAAUGGAGGCUUUCGGAAAUUUCAAAUCCUUCAGAUGAGUUUCCACUGUAUCUCCCUGAUCAUAGUGACCCUUCAAGCUAUUUUAGAGAAGUUCACAGCAGCCAUCCCUGCUCACCACUGCUGGGUUCACCUCCUUGACAAUAACAUCAUCUCUGCUAAUGACACUGGGACUCUCAGCCAAGAGGACCUCCUGAGAGUCUCCAUCCCCCUGGACUCCAGCCUGAGGCCAGAGAAAUGCCGGCGCUUCGUCCACCCCCAGUGGCAGCUCCUUCACCAGAAUGGCACCUUCCCCAACCUGACUGAGCUGGACAGGGAGCCCUGUGUGGAUGGCUGGGUGUAUGACCGCAGCACCUUCUCUUCCACCAUCGUGACUAAGGUGGGAGGCAGAGUCUGCUCGGUGGUUGAUUAUCUCCAACAGACCUGAGGAGGGCAUAAAGGAACUGAGAAAAGAUGCACAUUGCAGUGGAAUAAGGGAUUCUGAGAACACUCUAACCAUGGAGGUAAAGAGAAUGGGAGACUGGCUAUGGGAUGAAAGGAUCCAGAUAGAUAUUUUGCCAAUUAAGACAUGAAGUGGUUCAACAAGAGGCAAUUUGGUAAUUUGUUCAAUUUCCUUGAAGAUAUGGGAUUUUGCUAGCAAUUACACUAAAUCUAUAGAUUAUUUUUGGAUGGAUAUAAUUCUCAAUUUUAUUUAUUUAUUGGUUAGAGACAGACAGAAAUCAAGAGGGUAGGGAGAGAUAAGGAGGAAGUGAUACAGAGAGACCACCAGAAACGCUGCUCAUCACUCCUCAGGCUUCUCUCCUGCAGGUAGGGACAGGGAGUGUCGGCACUCAUAUGGGUUGGCUCUCAGCCAGGAAGAUAAACUUACUGAGUUCUCAUCACUAGUUCAAGAGACUACGUGAAAAGAAAGAAACUCGGGGAGGAUUCUGAUAUGAACACACUCGUUUAUUGGGGGGUAGGUUUGGGUUAAUAUAGAAGGCUAGACAAAGAACAGUUUUCACAUACAAUUCACAGGUUUCUUAAAGGUCAGCAUGCCCCUAUGGCAGGGGCUGGUAUGACAAGAGUUGAUACAUAAAGAUCAAAACAAUUAGUCUCCUGAUACAGGCAUUUAAUUAUCCAAAGGCAUUUGAGAGAAGAAUAGUGGUUAAAACAGUAAGGUGAGAUAGAGAAGGAAGAACAAGGCUUUAAGGACAUCAAAAGGGCUCCAGAAAACAAGGUCUAGCCGGGCUUUUCACUUGUCAGGUGUUAGAAGUGUGUGUGACAGGAUGUGCUCUUCCUUUGUGAUCAAAAGGUGAAGCGGAAUGUGUGAACUUUGAGUGAGUGAAUUCUAAAGCAGGCAACCAUUUGGCUGACAGCAGGGGAACUUAAGUGAGAGAGGGUGUAGGCUCUUUGUGAAUUUUGGGAGUCUUACAAAGGGCAAGCUGAGUCUGAUAGACUUUUCUCUCUUGGCUCAUCUCUGUGGAGAGAGGUUAACAAGAGAGGUGUCUUUUCAGACCUCCAUCUGUAAAGAUGGGGGGAGCUUCCCUAAGCUCUACCAAACUUCCACAUAGUCCCACAAGGGAGCUUGAACCUGGGUCCGUGUGCAUGGUUAUACAUGCACUUAACCAGGCGCUCCACCACCCGACCCCAGAUGGACAAUAAUUUUGAU
Molecule: messenger RNA, 1671 nt
Organism: Erinaceus europaeus (western European hedgehog)
Lineage: Eukaryota; Metazoa; Chordata; Mammalia; Eulipotyphla; Erinaceidae
Product: steroid transmembrane transporter SLC22A24-like
Exons: 2
Coding region: 1-450 (149 amino acids)
Source: RefSeq, a predicted model, not a curated record